This is a messenger RNA of Penaeus monodon (black tiger shrimp), 1948 nucleotides long. RefSeq lists its product as uncharacterized. The record is from RefSeq and is a predicted model, not a curated record. Lineage: Eukaryota; Metazoa; Arthropoda; Malacostraca; Decapoda; Penaeidae.
CACCGGCAACAGCAGAGACGUUUGUUGUACCUUCGGCAGGAAGGAAAAUAGUAAUCAUUGAGCGAGAUCCCUCUACAGUGUCAAGAACGGUGGAGCGUUGUUGAAGAAUUGUAUUAUACAUAAAGCUUCAGGUAAGCGAAAACACAUAUUUGGCGCUGCUCAUCGCAAUCAAAGUAACCUUCACUCCCGCGACUCUGCUGAGUCAUCAAACGGACUCCUCAAAAGAGCUUUCCUAAAGGACUCACUAAUAAGAGUCCCUCUAAAGAGCUCUGCCAAAUAACUCACCAAAGUGACUCUCCAGCGAUGAGUCGUGGGUUGAAAUUCGACCGGCGAUCAUCCUUGCCCGUUCUGCACACUCGCGGAACGCAUUAUGAGGUUGGCUUUGACAUCGGUCGAACGUUCCGAGCAAUAAUCGAGGACUAUUUGGCUGCGAGCAAGCAUUCCCACGACUCGCUCCUCAAACAGUUCAGCGAGGGGGACGGCAAGGUUGCGUAUGACGUAACUUUAGAGAACUUGAAGACAAACUUCCCCCAAUACAUCAGGGAACUACAAGGAAUUGCAGAUGGCGCUCGCGUGCCUUUCCAACAUCUGAUGGUACUGCAUUUGGUGACGAGUCUCCGUCCCGGCACGCACGACGUGCUGACCUCAGCAACCAGGCCUAAUCUCGGCUGCACGUCUGUCAGUCUCAACAAAGAUGGAGAGGUCCUGCUUGGCCACACUGAGGACGCCGAGGCCGAGAUGCUCAAUCACUUGUACGUCGUUGAAGCCGAGAUUCUCGAGGAGGAAGCUCAGGGUCGCUGGGGCUUCAGGAGAGAGCAUUUCACGGCCUUGUGCUACGCCGGAGAAGUGCCUGGCUUCUGCAUGGGCUACAACCGCCAUGGGAUCGCCUUCUCGGUUAACGUUCUGCGCCCGCGAAGGAUUUUUAGCGGAAAGACGCCGCGCCACUUCCUGUGCCGCGCCCUCCUCGCCGCGGACUCUAUGGCAACGGCCGGGCGGAUCCUCCAGGACGCGGGCGUGGGCGCCGCCGACGGCUUCUCUGCCAACGUGAUCCACCUGACGAAGGACGGGGGGCGUGCCUUCCACAACUUCGAAGUCGCUCCGGCCAAGGCGGACGGCGGCGGAAGCCAGGUGUCGGUCCGCGUGAUAGAGAGAGGGCAGUACUUCAUUCACACGAAUAACUAUCAACACCUCAACACCGAAGAGCACUCCGAAGCCCUUGUGGUCACCAGCAGCACCAGACGACUCGCCCGGGCCGAGGUCCUCCCACCGCCGACGAGCCGCGACCUCCUCGUGGCCCUGUUAUCUGACGACGAAGACCCCGUCCACCCCAUCUUCAGGAGCCAAGACCCGGAUUUCGUCACGACGGCGCUCGGCCUAUUCGACGUCAUGAAGCGAAAGUGGACCUUCUGGAUGCAGAAUCCGAAGGCCGCUCCUCCACUGCUUUCAUUGCCGAUGAUCUUUGACUGGGACGUGUAAAAAGAGGCAGCUGCAGCGGCACCAAGAUCCACGUGAGAAAUGAUAUGACCCUAAAAAGGCAGAGUGUUCUGUCGUCGACUGAAGAUUUAGUGUUGUCUUGAUUUUUUAAUUUAAUAUCGGUUAGUUUAAUUUUUGUUGUGUUUCUCUUUGGGAAUUUUCGUUGUGUUUUUGCAUGGGAAUGAUUUUUCUUUGUUUCACACUUUCCUGUGAGUUAUUGUUUGAUAUAUGUUUAUGAGAUAAAAGUGAAGGUUUGUUAUACCUUGAAUAUAGGAUUAGAUGUGAUAUAGUUUAUUGACAAUUUUUUGUUUUUGGAAUAGUAGGAAUGUGCAUGCUCGAAAAAUGUUUAACAAAUGUAUAAUUGAUUGUAGUAAAUUUUUCAUUCUUUUACCUUCGCAUACUUCGAAUACAGGAAUUGUAAAACCAAGCUAACUACAUUUUCUACAUUAUUUUAAUAAAUAUUUGACGCUGAAAA